UAAUGUAUUCUUUCUGAUGAUUUUGUUUUGAAUUGCUAGUUUUAUGUCAUCUUGUAGUUGUAUCCUUGGGCUAACAGCAUGCUCUCUUCUGUUAGAUAGAAGCAUACCCAAAGACAACGGCUGUUCUAGUUCGAAACCAUGGAAUAUAUGUAUGGGGGGACACAUGGAUUAGCGCCAAAACUCAGGCUGAAUGUUAUCAUUAUCUGUUCGAUGCUGCAAUCAAACUUCAUCAAAUGGGCCUGGACUGGUCUACCCCAAGCCAUGGCCCGAUCCAGCAGGACAGAGGAGCUAUAAGUGCACCAGUGAAGGCAGGACUGAAGGAUUCAAAUCACAAUAGUGAGCCUUUGCCUGUAAGCUCUCUUGUGCAUGAUACUGUUAGUUCAAAUAUAUACUUUGAUAUGCGCUGCAUCCUCCUGGACAUUGAAGGGACUACCACACCUAUAACGUUUGUAGCUGAUGUCCUUUUUCCUUAUGCACGUGACAAUGUGGGAAAGCAUCUGUCCGCAACAUAUGACACCGAAGAUACUCAAGAAGAUAUAAAGUUGUUGCGAUCCCAGGUUGAAGAUGACUUGGCGCAAGGUAUUGAUGGCGCUGUGUCCAUUCCACCAAAUGAUGCUGGAAAGGAUGCCGUGAUUGCAGCACUGGUUGCUAAUGUUGAGGCAAUGAUAAGAGCAGAUCGCAAGAUCACUGCCUUGAAACAAUUACAAGGGCACAUAUGGAGAACUGGCUUUCAGAACAAUGAACUGAAAGGAGAAUUUUACAAUGAUGUACCUGAAGCAUUGCAGAGCUGGCAUUCCUUGGGCAUAAAGAUCUAUAUAUACUCCAGCGGUAGCAGGUUGGCACAACGGCUUAUAUUUGGGAACACAAAGUCUGGAGAUUUGAGGAAAUACUUGUCUGGGUUUUUCGACACUAAUGUUGGGAACAAGAGGGAGACAAGCAGUUACAUUCAGAUUUCUGAAUCAUUGGGAGUAGAUAACCCAUCCGAAAUCUUGUUCUUGACAGAUGUCGUUCAAGAAGCAGUUGCAGCGAAAGCAGCAGGUCUGAAGGCGAUGAUCUCUGUUCGGCCAGGGAACGCACCUCUGCCUGAGAAUCAUGGGUUCAAGACCAUCAACUCUUUUCUGGAAAUAUGACAUUCAUCCCCUAAUGUGCUUGUUGGUUUGCACUGUAUCAUCUAAUGCCCUCUGUGUUACUUUUUCUUAUAUCAUCUGAACACUAAAACACUACUAGCACCUGGUGACUUGUACAAACGAAAUAAAUCCCUGUAUCUUACGGUCUACUGUUUGGAUGUGAGAUUGUUAAAAUGAAAGCGGAUAUCGAUAUUGGUGUCAAAACAAAGGUAGCUAAAUCCAUCUCCGUCUGUCCUAA
Messenger RNA from Linum tenue, 1365 nucleotides. The record is from the annotation of a GenBank genome assembly. Lineage: Eukaryota; Viridiplantae; Streptophyta; Magnoliopsida; Malpighiales; Linaceae.